This is a messenger RNA of Phragmites australis (common reed), 1668 nucleotides long. Its product is annotated as DIMBOA UDP-glucosyltransferase BX9-like. The record is from RefSeq and is a predicted model, not a curated record. Bases 184 to 1566 code for a protein of 460 amino acids. NCBI's taxonomy places the organism in Eukaryota, Viridiplantae, Streptophyta, Magnoliopsida, Poales, Poaceae. The transcript is spliced from 2 exons. Gene Ontology annotation, molecular function: UDP-glycosyltransferase activity.
CGCCCUUCGCCGACGCAAUUCAAUGCCGCGAUUUAAUCCCUUCUUAAUUCGAUCGAUUGAUCCUAUCCCACACGCCAUCAAAACUAAUUCGUUUUAUAAAUACGAGCUGAGCGAAUUCAACGACACCACAUCCUCCACCGAUUCUCCAAAGAAAUAGUACUAGCUCGAGUCCCUUGAGCAACCAUGGCAGCGACAGCGAGCUCCGGCGAAUCGCAGCGCCGCCGGCGCGUGCUGAUGUUCCCGCUGCCGUUCCAGGGCCACCUGAACCCGAUGCUGCAGCUGGCCGGCGCCCUGCACGCGUGCGGCGGCCUGGACGUCACCGUGUUCCACGCCGCCUUCAACGCGCCCGAUCCGGCGGGGCACCGCUUCGUGCCCGUCGGCGACGGCGUGCCGUUCGGCGGCCUGCUCCCCUCCGGAAGCGACGCGGACUUCGCCGGGGCGCUGCUGCGGAUGAACGAGCGCUUGCGUGGGCCGUUCCGGGACAGCCUGCGCCAGGUGCUCGACGAGGACGAGGGCGGCGCGUCGGCGUGCCUGGUGGUGGACUCCAACCUGCGCGGGAUGCAGCUCGUGGCGGAGGAGCUCGGCGUGCCGACGCUCGUGCUGCGCACCGGAAGCGCCGCCUGCCUCGUCGCCUACAUGGCGUUCCCGGCGCUCUGUGACAAAGGCCUCCUCCCGCCGCCAUCUCAAGAUCAAAUCCAACUAGACAUGCCGUUGAAUGAGCUUCCACCGCUACGGCUGAGAGACAUGGUGUUCUCAACGACUACUACACAUGCUACUAUGGCUAGAUGCUUAGAAUGUUUACUGGAAUCUGCAAGAUGUUCUUCGGGUGUCAUCAUCAACACCUUACAAGACCUUGAAAGUUCGGAGCUCCAAAAGAUCGCCAAUGGCCUCGGUGUUCCGAUAUACGCGAUCGGGCCACUUCACAAGAUUUCUUCAGGAACCGAGAGCAGCUUGCUAGCUCAAGACAGGACCUGUAUGGAAUGGUUGGACAAGCAAGAGACAGACUCUGUUCUUUAUGUGAGCUUUGGGAGCUUGGCAUCCAUGGAUGAGAAGGAACUGUUGGAGACAGCAUGGGGCUUGGCCAACAGCCAGAGGCCAUUUCUGUGGGUGAUCCGGCAUAACCUGGUCCAAUCCUCAGAGCAAGCGAGCCUUCCUGAUGGCUUUGAGGAGGCGACACGUGGCAGGGGAAUGGUGGUAUCCUGGGCCCCACAGCAGGAUGUUCUGGGGCACCGCGCAGUCGGUGGCUUUUGGACGCACAACGGGUGGAACUCGACUCUGGAGAGUAUUUGUGAGGGUGUCCCGAUGAUCUGCAGGCCCCAAUUUGCUGACCAGAUGAUCAACAUGAGGUACGUCCAGGAGGUGUGGAAGAUAGGAUUUGAGCUAGAAGGUGAGUUGGAGAGGGGAAAGAUCGAGGGGGCUGUUAGAAGGUUGCUGUGCGAGGAAGAAGGAAGAGAGAUGAGACAGAGGGCAAAGGAUUUCAGGAACAAAGCUGUUAACUGCAUGGACGAAGGAGGCUCUUCGAAAACUGCAAUUGAUCUGUUGCUGAAGCGCAUAAUGUCAUUUUAAACCUUUUCCCUAUGAAUACACUUUAUUUGAUACAUGUGACAAAUUGUUCUCGAAAUUCCAUAAGGCAAUUUAAUAAAGCUGCAUCGGAAGCAAAUAGGGAUA